This is a messenger RNA of Amorphotheca resinae ATCC 22711, 1862 nucleotides long. RefSeq lists its product as hypothetical. Bases 71 to 1768 code for a protein of 565 amino acids. The transcript has a single exon. Lineage: Eukaryota; Fungi; Ascomycota; Leotiomycetes; Helotiales; Amorphothecaceae. The record is from RefSeq and is a predicted model, not a curated record.
CCCUUCCUCUCUUUUUGUUCACCCCCCGAGCCCUUCGGCUUCUCCUUGAUAUUCAUACAAUCCUAUUAUCAUGCCGGGGUCAGAAUUACCAACGAUCAAAGUCUUGAUUACGCCUGAGUACAGCUUGGCUCAACAUGUCACCGGCCUUCUUGUCGAUCUGACUGUGCCAUCUGACCAAGUUCGCCAACUUCCAGAAUAUAGUGAACUGCUUUCUUUCACGAAUAGUUUCAGCGCAUCAAGUGAUUCAGAUGAAGAAGAAGAUACAGGACAAGCUUUUGACACACUUGCACAAUUGCUCAUCCUUGCUAAAUCCCGCUUUGAAAACUCCAAUAUCGAAUGGGUGGAAGGAAGAUCAACGCCGGAGUACAUGCGGCUAAUAUGCCGUGCUUCUCCGUUGGAGCUCGAUCAAAAAGGCACACGCGAGUCCGCGGUCGACCUUCGCUGUGAUCAAGGAGGACUCUUGGGUUCAGGAAUAGCAUUCAUCCCUUUGCCUGCAAGCGAGGAGAUCUGCCGAAUUGUUGUGGCAUGGGAUCUCAGCAAAGCACCUUCAGGAACACGAGCAGUAUGGACAUUUGGUGAAGGUCCAGAUCCUGUGGAGAUGACGGGUCCUUCCUCGAUAUUGUGUGAGUCAGUCUACAUGGUCGGAAAGAUCCAAAGUAAUCCAUCUGCUGCCCUCCCCUGGACCCUGCCAGAUUACUAUGGUUUUUACUGGUUUGGUGAUCUACCACCCAAUAUCCAAGCCAUCAGAGAUAUCCACUACGAAUUCCUCCUGAAGGUAUCGGAAUUCUUCCAAGAUCCUCCAUCUGCGAGUAAUCCGUAUCGAGCUUUCGUGCGAAACAAUGGCGCAGUUAUGAGCUUUGGAGGGACCGGCUUUACUCGAAGCCAUAUCUUUGACUAUGAUGACCAAAUCGCACAAGCGCAUGACUAUGACCUUGUCCGACGUAUGUCCUACGAGAUGGUUCAUAACUGGCUUGGACCCCCAUCGACCGAUGAUACCAUAGAUUGGCUUUACGAAGGAAUCAGCAAUCUUCUCUCCCUUUAUCUUCCUUCCCGCAAUGGCUUCCGAACAGAUGACUACUUCACGUCAACUUUUAACACGCUUUGCAUGAAAUACUACACCAAUCCCCUCCUUCGCGUCCCGCUUGCCGACCUUAUGAUACUCGCACCAACCAACGACUACGCAAAGGAGAUGAUUGCUGCAAGAGCUUGGGCUUUCGUUGCCGGGACAGAUUUCCGGGCUCGGGAACUGUCCGAAUUGAAGCGACCAGUCGAAGAUCUUUCUAUCAAAGUUCUAGCGAAGAAGAGAGCAAGGGGCGAGGAGCAUGGCAUAUGGGAAUGGAUGGAUCUGCUGCAUCCGCUCAUGGGCGAGGAAGUCGUGGGGAGAUAUAAGAGUAUGCUCGGAGGGUCAGUCAUCUUACUGCCGGUUGAAAUCUCUGAUGUGAAGUCCUACCGUCUGAGACCUGUUCAGCAGGAAGUCUUGGAUUUUGGGAUGGACAGGGAAAGCUUUGAGAAGGGGAUGAUUAGUGGCUUGAAGCUGGGGGGCAGAGCUGCAAACGCGGGAUUGAGAGAAGGGGAUAAGAUCAUCUGGAGCUCUCAUCUCUGGAAGUGUGUGGAUGAUUUCCAGGCACAUAUGGAACUUGUUGUUCGGAGUGGUGGGGUGGAGAAGAGAGUUAGAUAUUGGCCAAGAUCAUUUGCCAAGGUGGAUAGUUGGCAGAUAGUCAAGGUUGAGGACCAAGAUGUAUCUACACCUCCAGUAGGUGGAGGAUGAGUUAGAAGAAAAGAGUAAGGAGGCUGGGUUCAGAGAAUGAUUCCGUGUUCAGACAAAUAGCUCUCUGUAGCAAUAUGAGCCGAGUUCGCCGCCA